Molecule: messenger RNA, 2058 nt
Organism: Suillus fuscotomentosus
Lineage: Eukaryota; Fungi; Basidiomycota; Agaricomycetes; Boletales; Suillaceae
Exons: 7
Coding region: 1-2058 (685 amino acids)
Source: RefSeq, a predicted model, not a curated record
AUGGGCAAGUCUAGGGCAAGGACAUUGGCUCCACGGGGAACGGCGCAAUGGGUGACAUGGAAAACAACAGAGACAACUCGCGGCUUGAAAGGGAAGUGGUGUCCAGUCAAACCCAGUCAGCCAAGCCCAUCCGUGCAAUCAUCUCCAGCAAAGUCUCCCAGAAAACAUAAUUCUGACAGGGCAUGGGAUCAAUCGUCAACCGAUUUCAAUGCUGACUAUGAGGACUUUGGUAAUAAGGAACCAAUUGGGAAAUGGAAUGGAGGAUUUUUUGAGGAAACGUCUCUGACUAAGAUGGGCAUGGAAAUUUAUUUGGGGCAUCAGGGAAAGCCUUGUCCAGUACUUGGGGAAAUCCACGAAUGGGAGGACACCGACGAGCCAAUAUAUCAACCGGAAGAGGACCUCCCUACCAUACUCGAACUUCCAUUCUUGAACAGCAAGCAAUGCAUAACCAUUGUUGACAAGUCCGGAGUACAUUCGCUCAUGAUACGGUUUUGUCGUUGUCUGAAUGCUUGUACCACCGACAAGCAAUUAUUUGAGAUGGGCAUGUUUCCGGCAUCCUUCACCUGGCCGAAGACCGCAUUUACCUUUUCGGUGCUGGAUGGUUUUGCCUUGGACAACUUGGAAUGCGGAACUUCGGCAAUGAAUUACUACAACAAGUUGAGAAGAAUGAUGUCAAGUAUAUUUCCGCAACUAGUCCCUGACCGUUACAGAGAACUGAUGAGGGUAGCACGGCAAUGGCGACGGCUGAAGCUGCUCAAAUGGAAUGGGUUUGGUUAUGAGAGAAGAAGGCCGACAUCCGGUGAACUCGCUCUCUUUUGCCCGGCUUGCCCUCAGCCCGGCAUUAACGCCCCACUACCGGCCAAUAGGCACCCCGAUGAUCCCAGUUGGCUAUAUGCCCGAUCACUGUGCUUCAUGGUUUCCAAAGACCGAUAUAAGGCUCAUCUAGCCAUUGCCAAAGACGUUGUUCAACCGUCCGAGUGCAACAAUCACCGAGCUGUAAACCAGGCCAAUGCGUCACGACACAAACUAGAAGCUACCGGGAUAGGCGGGUGUGCGUGCGCCCGCCACGGCUGUUUUGUACCUCAUUCGGUUGUGGAUUUUCAAAAGGGCGAACGGCAAAUGAAUAUGGACUACGCCCUAUGUAACGCGUUAAGCCACCGCACAAAUGGGCUCAGUCAAGCUUUGACAUUUUAUGACAUUAAUUGUCAGUAUAACAAGCACUUCCGGCGUCGGGUGAACGAGAGCCUCUAUUUGAGCCUCCCUUCUGGAAUGGAGAUCAUACCGGGAAUUGGCCUCUGGCAUGUUCAUGGACACCAAGACAAAUGCUAUGUUCGAUUUUCUAAUGGCAUUGAUAUAGGCAGUUUUCUUUGCCGGAAAUAUAAGGAAGCUAUGAAGGGCGUCGCAGAAAGUGCCUCUGCUUUUGACAAGCUCAAUGAAACCGCCGAUCCUAUCAUGAUUGCAACAUGGGAAGAACAAGACCGAUAUGCACAUUCAUGUCGAGUCGCCGAUCCAUCGGCGAUGGAUGUAUUUGAAGUUCAGUUAAAGAGGGCACCAACUCGGAAGCAGCAGGAGCUAGCUUUGCUGUCCUCCCGGGUAGGCCGAUUGGGUGGGAAUCUGCAACGAGGUGCUGCUACAUGGAUUGCAUCCGGCAUUACCAUAGAAGAGAUGCAGAUCGUGCUGACUAUGGAUACUAGGAGGCUUGGCAGACACCCCACGGAAACCCAAACCUUGGAUAUAUGCAGACGUUCGACAAUAGAUGAGUUUACAAUGGUGGCAGCAACACAUCUCGGCGAGGGCUUUGACAUUGAUGAUGAAAUCAGAGAUCUUCACUUGGACUUCAUGGAUGACGAUUCAGAAGAUGAAGGGAUUAACGGCAGUGAUACAGAAUCCGAACCCGAAGCACAUGGACGUCGGCUGCGGGAUCUCUUCUACCCCGAGAAGACCGUGAUACCUCUGCCAUCCAAUUUCGGCGUAGCACGCUGUGCGGAGCUGGGAGUUGAACACCUCAUUGGUCAGGAAAUUGCACUUCGGGAAGGUCAGGCCAACGAUGCCUUGUAA